GUCAUAGAAAAUUUUGAAUUCAUCCAAAAACUCGCUUUCGAUUCUCAAUCCAAUUGCGACGCGCGCGCUAAUAUUAUUCGAUUGAAGGCAUUGAAGAAUGCGGAUACAAUGAUCAACAAAAAAUUGCAACAAAAUGCCACCCGAAAAAAUGUGUCUGAAUCUCGUUCUAUGAUUUUUUGGGGGUGGCGCGUUUUGUUUCCGUUGCUGAUAAGCUACCUUUGCAAUUCACCAUUUCCUAUUUUCAGCUAUAGAACAGAUUCAGCUAAUUUGAUAUCCAGAUUCAUUGCUUUGUUUCAGGGUAAUUAUUGUUGAUAUUCAAGGAUGGCUGUUUCAAUGAAAGAUUUGGAUCCAGCUUUCAAAGGAGCUGGACAGAAGGAUGGACUUGAAAUUUGGCGUAUUGAGAAUUUUAAUCCAGUUCCCAUCCCUGAGUCUUCUCAUGGGAAGUUUUACACUGGUGACUCAUAUGUGAUCUUAAAGACAACUGCUUCAAAAAGUGGUGCUCUACGCCAUGAUAUCCAUUUCUGGCUUGGAAAAGACACCAGUCAGGAUGAAGCUGGUACUGCAGCUAUAAAAACAGUUGAGUUGGAUGCAACUCUAGGAGGACGUGCUGUUCAGUAUCGUGAGGUGCAAGGUCACGAAACUGAAAAGUUCCUGUCUUAUUUCAAACCAUGCAUUAUACCACAAGAAGGUGGAAUUGCCUCUGGUUUCAACCAUGCUGAGGCUGAAGAAUAUAAGACACGGUUGUUUGAGGUCAAAGGAAAACAUGUUGUACACGUUAGAGAGGUUCCUUUUGCUCGAUCUUCUCUCAACCAUGAUGAUGUUUUUAUUCUGGAUACCGAGUCCAAAAUCUUCCAAUUUAAUGGUUCCACUUCAUCUAUUCAAGAAAGGGCUAAAGCAUUGGAAGUUGUGCAGUAUAUUAAGGAUACUUACCAUGAUGGCAAAUGUGACAUAGCUGCUAUUGAGGAUGGAAAGUUGAUGGCUGAUGCUGAAAGUGGAGAAUUCUGGGCUUUAUUUGGAGGCUUUGCUCCUCUUCCCCGAAAAGGCGCUAGUGAUGAUGCUAAACAUGGUUCUCAUCCUCUAAAGCUGCUUCGUGUUGAAAAAGGGAAGGCAGAACCAAUUGAAGCUGAUUCUUUGACAAGGGAGUUACUUGAAACAAAAAAAUGCUAUAUUCUAGAUUGUGGGUUGGAAGUGUUUAUAUGGAUGGGAAGAAACACUUCUCUUGAUGCAAGAAAAAGCGCAGGUGUAUCUGCAGAAGAGUUACUCAAUAGCACCGACCGACCGAAAUCCCAGAUAAUUCGUAUAAUUGAAGGAUUUGAAACAGUGAUGUUCAAGUCCAAGUUUGAUUCUUGGCCUGAGACAACUAAUGUGCAAAAUUCCGAAGAUGGACGCGGCAAGGUGGCAGCACUUCUAAAACGUCAAGGAGUGGAUGUAAAGGGUCUAUUGAAAGCUGAGCCAGUAAAAGAAGAACCUAAACCGCACAUUGAUUGCACAGGACAUUUGCAGGUUUGGCGCGUAAACGAUCAGGAAAAAAUUUCCCUACCAGACUCUGAACUUUCAAAGUUUUAUAGUGGAGAUUGCUAUAUAUUUCAGUAUACAUAUAACGGAGAUGAUAGGGAAGAGUGUCUCAUAGGAGCAUGGAUGGGAAAUAAUAGUGUUGAGGGAGAUAGAACUACAGCUCUUUCAAUGGGCUGCAAAAUGGUUGAGUCAAUGAAGUUUAUCCCUUCCAUGGCACGUAUCUAUGAGGGCAGUGAACCAAUUCAAUUUCAUGCUAUCAUGCAAACUUUCAUCGUUUUUAAGGGUGGACUUAGUGAUGGAUACAAGAAUCACAUUGCAGAAAAGGGAAUUCCAGAUGAGACAUACAAAGAGGCUGGUGUUGCAUUAUUCCGCAUCCAGGGCUCUGAUCCAGAAAAUAUGCAAGCUAUACAAGUUGAACCAGUUGCUUCCUCCUUGAAUUCCUCCCAUUGCUACAUACUUCAUAGCGAAACCGCCCUCUUUAGUUGGUCUGGAAGUUUAACAACAUCAGAAGACCAUGAACUUGUUGAGAGAAUGCUGGAUUUCAUAAAGCCAGAGUUACAACCCAAAUCACAUAAGGAAGGUAUAGAAUCUGAACAGUUUUGGGAAUUAUUAGGAGGAAAAACAGAAUAUCCAAGUCAAAAGAUUGUGAGGGGCAAGGAGCAUGACCCUCACCUAUUUUCUUGUCACUUCUCAAAAGGUAAUUUGCAGGUGAAAGAGAUAUACAAUUUUUCCCAGGAUGAUCUGAUGACAGAAGAUAUAUUCAUCUUGGAUUGUUACUCUGAAAUCUUUGUCUGGGUUGGCCAGGGAGUUGACCCCAAGAGCAGAAUGCAGUCUCUAACCAUUGGCGAGAAAUUUAUUGAGCAUGAUUUUCUUCUAGAAAAAUUAUCUCGGACCACUCCAAUGUUUAUUGUAAUGGAAGGUAGCGAGCCACCGUUCUUCACUUGUUUCUUCAAAUGGGAGGCUGCAAAAGCUGCAAUGCUUGGAAAUUCAUUUCAAAGGAAGCUUACAAUCUUGAGAAAUGGGGGUACUCCACCAGUGGUUAAACCAAAACGAAGACCAUCUUUACAAUAUGGUGAUAAGUGCCAGCGUUCCUCGCGCAGCAUGUCUGUUAGUCCUACUCCUGAACGUGUUCGUGUCAGGGGCCGGUCGCCAGCAUUUAAUGCCAUAGCAUCCACUUUUGAGAAGCCUAAAGAUAGGAACCUUUCAACCCCACCUCCAAUUGUGAGAAAAGUGUAUCCAAAAUCAGGGACAGCAAACUUGAAUACUCUUUCUCUUGGUCUUGGAUCUAAGUCUUCAGCCAUAGCUCGGCUUACUUCUAGUUUUGAAAUGCCUUCAGCACGGGGAAAGUUGAUACCUCAGUCGCUUAGAGUGACUUCCAAUACGCUCAAAUCAAACCCAGAAAGAAGUGAUAGUGAGGAUUCUAUGAGCAGCAGAUUAGAAUCUCUUACAGAGGAAGAUGCAAAAGAAGGUGAAGCUGACGAUGAUGAAGGACUCCCAGUUUAUCCGUAUGAUAGCGUUAACACAGCUUCUACCAAUCCAGUACCAGACAUUGAUGUGACUAAACGAGAGGCUUAUCUGUCAGCAACAGAGUUCAAAGAAAAACUUGGCAUGACGAAGACUGAAUUUUACAAGUUGCCGAAAUGGAAACAAAACAAACUCAAAGUGACCGUUCAAUUGUUCUGAGGUUUACAUUAUACUUUGCCUCGUGUUGAUUCAAUGCAGUUCAAGUUGCAGGUAGAAGGAAACUUUGCCUGUCACUGUCUACAUAUUUUUUAACUUCCACAUUGUUGUCUUUGCUCUUUUUCUUAUACACCUCAGAUAUGCUAUCUAUUCUGUAGUGAUAAACUGGCAUGGAUUGAAAGGGACAGCAUCAGUGUUUUUUAACAUAGCUGCUUCUGCUCCUCCCAAGAUGGAUUUCAUGAUGUAGAGAGAAACUGGAGAUUUUCCACCAUUCUCCACCUUUAUUUGUAGUGGUUUGAUGAUGUGCAGAGUUUUUUUCUUUGUUGAGAACUGCUUGAGGUUGCCUUUAUUGAGUUUUCUCCAAUCAUUCUUUCAUUCAUUAUUAAUUUUGGCGAAGCAAUUUUGAGCUUGCAAUAUGAUAAUAUCUUAGGUUGUAUUGAUAAUUGAGGAUAAAAUUUGUACAGCAGAGUGUAUAAACCACUCAAAGUUAAUUAUUUUGCAAAUAAAAGUAUCAUUUUUUUCUCUUC
Arachis ipaensis is the source of this 3722-nucleotide messenger RNA. The record is from RefSeq and is a predicted model, not a curated record. NCBI's taxonomy places the organism in Eukaryota, Viridiplantae, Streptophyta, Magnoliopsida, Fabales, Fabaceae.